AUGAAAAUUAUUGUUUUAGUUUUAUUAAUUUUGGGAUGUUCUCAAUUAAUUAAUUCUCAAGAAGUCCCAAGUGAUUCAAUUCUUUUUCAACAAUUUAUAAAUUGGAUGGAUAAUUAUGGAAUUUUUUAUACUUCUGGUGAUAUGCAAUCAAAAUUCAAAUCUUGGAAAUCAAAUGUAUUAGAAAUUGCAAGUUUAAAUUCAAACCUUAAUGUUCCAGAUGUACUCUAUACUGUAACUGAAACACCAGUAUCCAAUUUAAGAACACUUUUAGAUGCUGAACCAACAAUUGUUGAAUCAUAUCCAGGUCAAGAUAUUCAACAAUUUGAAGUUAAUCAAUUUUCAGAUUUAACAGCAUCAGAGUUUAGUAAUAUUUAUGCCGGUGCAGAUGCAUCAUUAGCUAUUUCUGAAGUAGCAGCAUCAACUUUAUCAACUGGUGCCAUUGUUGGUAUUGCAGUUGGUGGUAGUGUUGCACUUAUUGGAGCUACUGCUGCAACUGUUUUAAUUGUUAAAAAGAAGAGACAAAACAAAAAACCACAAGUUUCUGAACCAAUUGCAACAACUCAAGAUGUUAAAAUGAAACCAACCAAUGGUAUAGAUCUUUUAAAUCGUACUGAAAAUCAACAUAGAUCAAUCACUGCAAGAGCAUUCUAUUCUUAA
Dictyostelium discoideum AX4 is the source of this 657-nucleotide messenger RNA. RefSeq lists its product as hypothetical. The record is from RefSeq and is a predicted model, not a curated record. The coding region runs from base 1 to 657 and encodes 218 amino acids. Lineage: Eukaryota; Evosea; Eumycetozoa; Dictyosteliales; Dictyosteliaceae. Gene Ontology annotation, cellular component: membrane. The transcript is spliced from 3 exons.